Messenger RNA from Hydra vulgaris (swiftwater hydra), 2526 nucleotides. Its product is annotated as dnaJ homolog subfamily A member 3, mitochondrial. Gene Ontology annotation, molecular function: heat shock protein binding; ATP binding. The record is from RefSeq and is a predicted model, not a curated record. Lineage: Eukaryota; Metazoa; Cnidaria; Hydrozoa; Anthoathecata; Hydridae. Gene Ontology annotation, biological process: negative regulation of apoptotic process; response to heat; mitochondrion organization. Gene Ontology annotation, cellular component: mitochondrion.
CACGGAAAUUUUUCCGCUCCCAACAUGUAAAAUUUAGUAAACAUGUCUAUGCAACUUAAAAAUUAUCUGUAGCGAAACGUGUUCUGUAACAAAUUUUGUUAUAAAAUUAGUUAUGGCAACUCCAACUCGUCGUUUGUGGACAACCAUUUUUAAAGAUAAAAGAGUUUUCCCAGCAGUUCUAAAAAAGGCUUCUUAUAAUAUUAAUGCACAUUCGUGCUGUCUUCUAUUACCUAACAGACCAAAAUAUUUUCUACCUCAAUCAUCACUUAAAAGACAUCUUCAUUCAACUGCAUCAUUGAACAAGAAAGAUUACUACAAAAUUUUGGGCGUUCAGAAAGGAGCUUCUGCUACAGAUAUCAAGAAAGCAUAUUAUCAAUUAGCUAAACAAUACCAUCCAGAUACAAAUAAAGACAAAACUGCAUUAGAAAAGUUUCAAGAAAUUCAACAAGCAUAUGAAAUUUUAAGUGAUGAAUCUAAACGAUCUGCCUAUGAUCAAUUCGGUCAAACAGAUUUUGCUGGUGCUAAAGGUGGAGGAGGUGGCUACCAAAAUCCAUUUCAAGAUGCAAAUAUUGAUGAGAUUUUUAAGCAGUUUUUUGGCGGAAAUAAAGCUAGUGGUUUUUCUUCUUCAUUUGGAUUCGAAGAUGCUAGAUCGACGCAACAAUACGUUAUGAAUUUGUCAUUUAUGGAAUCUGUUAAAGGAGUUAAUAAAGAUAUAAGAGUACAAAUACAAAAUAUAUGUAAUAGAUGCAAUGGAAAAAAAGCUGAACCUGGGUCUACUGCUCAAAAAUGUUCAAAAUGUAAUGGAUCAGGCGAAGAAGUUUUAUCAAAUGGUUUUUUUAAUAUGAGAUCAACUUGUCGUCGUUGUCAAGGUCAAGGUUCAAUUGUAAAUAACCCAUGUCGUAAAUGUACUGGAAAAGGCACUGUACUUGAAGACAAAGUUAUUACUGUUCCUGUGCCGGCUGGUAUUGAAGAUGGACAAACAGUCAGAGUACCUGUUUCUCACGGUGAACUUUUUGUUACUUUUAAGGUUGCAAAAAGCAAAAUAUUUGAGCGUGUGGGCACUGAUGUUUACUCUGAUUUGUCUGUUCAUUUUACUCAAGCUAUUCUUGGGGGAACUCAAGUUGUGCCUGGUAUACAUGGUGAUGUUGAGAUAACACUUCUUCCUGGCACACAAUCACACCAACAAAUGCGCCUUAUUGGUAAAGGAAUACCGCGGUUAAAUGGUCAUGGAAAUGGCGAUCAUUAUUUACAAAUCAAAAUACAUUUACCCAAAUAUCUCACUGAAGAACAAAAAAAAUUAAUUGUUAAAUUUGCUGAGAUGGAUGACACCAUCCAAGGAAGUGUUCGUGGUGUUGACAGGGGAAAAAGUAAACAUAAACCACAUGAAGAAAAUACUUCAAAUAGUAAUGAAGGUCGAAAUGCAUCAUUCACAGAAGAAACCAGUUCAAAGAAAAAGGAGGAAAAUGAAGGUACUGAGGAUUCAGAGAAAUUAAUAUUUAAAAUGGACCCAGAACAGGCGAGGAUGGUUAUGAUCCUUGCUGGGCUAACUUUCAUAUGCCUAUUAACUUAUAUGCUAUCUAGUGAUCUUGAAUAAUAGGUGAUUGAGUAAGAGAGAAAUAUUAAAAAAGGAAUUUGGUGUUAAGAAGAAAUCUUCUGUUUUAGAGCUGAACGUCAAUGAUAAAGACAAAAAGAUCAAAAGUCGUGUCUAGUUACAACGAGUUUGCAGCCCUCGAUUCCAAAAGAGAAAACUUUUCGAUAACAAAGUUUAGCGAUUCUUAAUUUCAGGUCAUAAUCCAUAUAUAUAUAUAUAUAUAUAUAUAUAUAUAUAUAUAUAUAUAUAUAUAUAUAUAUAUAUAUAUAUAUAUAUAUAUAUAUAUAUAUAUAUAUAUAUAUAUAUAUCCCAUGUCAUGGUAAGAACGAAAUAUAGUUAAAAUUGUUCGAUUUGCCUAUAAAUGAUUAGAUAGAGAAUGAAAUUUUCUUUUUCUUUUUUUUUUCAAACUGUGGUACGAUCAUAAAUAUACACAAGUUUGAUAAGAAUAUUUGAGAUAAAGGUUUUUUUAAAGAAUAACUUUUAAAAGAACCUCUUAUAGUUGUAGGGUUUAGUUAAAUAAAAACAAACUUUGAAUAAUAAAAACAAAUAUAAAAACAAACUAAUCAAUGCUUCAGGGGUCGUCCACAAAUUACGUCACGCAAUUUUUGACCGCUUUUAACGGUUUCACCCCCACCCCAUCCGCCCCCUCCUUGUCGCAACAUCGUAACUCUUUAGUAACAAGUUCCGUAUGAGGAGUCGUCAAAAAACCACUAACUUCUUCCCUCCCCCCUUGAAGUGUGACGUGAUUUAUGGACGACUCCUUAAUGCAUUCAACCGAUGAGCAGUUAAGUCAUUAAUAUAGUUCAAAGUUAAGCAGUUUAACUUUUUUUAACUACUUUUAAAAUCCUCAUAUCUUUUUAUUCAAAAUUUAUAUGCAUAUUUACUAACUUAAGUUGUUCUUUUUUCGAAAUAAACGCACAGUUUGUAUUGUUUUA